ACACAUUUAUGCUCUCCCACCAUCACAAUCGGUAAAGGGCUAAACCACAACCAGAAUCUUUCCUUUCCAACAUUUUUUUGACCAAUUUAUUAACUUUCUUCAUUUCACACAUUGCCUUUUUCAAUGAAGAAAAUGUGGUUCAACUUCAAGAUUGUAUGGCUUUUAGCUGUUGCAAUAACUCUUGUUGGGGCUGGAGAGAUUUGCCACUCCAAUGACCUGAAAGGGCUAGAAGGUUUCCGGGUAGGGAUCCGGUCAGACCCGUCUGGUCGGACCGAGACAUGGACCGGUCGAGGCUGCUGCAGCUGGGAAGGAGUAACGUGCGAUAACGCAACCGGGAGAGUGACCGAGAUCAAUCUCCCGGGCUUAUUCACUUCAGAUGAUGUUCCUGUCCAAACUUCCAUGUCUGGUGUUCUAUCUCCUUCAAUUACACUUCUCACAUCUCUUCAAGCCAUUGACCUAUCCGGCCUCAUCGACUUAACCGGGGAGAUCCCUCCAACGAUCGGCUCCCAUCUCCCCAGGUUACGGAAGCUUGCCCUCUCCGGCAACAAAUUCAAAGGCACAUUGCCUGAGAGCAUAGGUAAGAUGUCUGAACUCCAAGAAUUGUACCUGUCUGAAAACAGCUUCACUGGCUCUAUACCUGGAAGCAUAGGAAAUCUCCAAGGGCUGAGGAUGUUGGAUUUGCAUUCCAACCAAUUAUCGGGUGCUGUUCCAGAGUCGAUAACAAAGUUAUCGAACCUAGAACGCCUCGAGCUACAGAACAAUUUCCUGACAGGAAGCAUACCUGGCAGCAUUGGUGAAUUGAAGUGUCUGAAGGAGCUUGAUCUUUCAAACAAUUCGUUAUCCGGACGAAUCCCAUCUUCGAUAACUAGGUUGAAGAUUGUAUCAAUUAUCUACCUCGACAACAAUCACCUCGUUGGGGAAAUUCCGCGGCUUGGCCAGAUGCCUUCCCUGGCCUUCCUCAGACUCAAUGACAACAACCUGACAGGAAAGAUCUCUUACUCCUUCGGGUUCCUGUCGUCCCUGCAACGAGUUUCGUUAGCAAACAACGCGCUACACGGAUUGAUUCCUUCGAGCAUAGGCAAUCUGAGAUCAUUAACAGAGCUGUACCUGCACAACAACAGGCUAUCAGGACAACUACCGGCCUCGAUGAGCCAGCUUGCGAAUCUACUCAUUUUCAGCGUCUCGUACAACUUGAUCGAAGGGCCGUUGCCACACCAAAUGGCAGCCCUCACGAAUCUCCAAACGCUCGACCUCUCCUUCAACCAGCUGAACUUCUCCAACAUCCCCAAGUGGCUACUGAAGUUGCCUUCCCUGUCGAGAAUUUUCUUGGCCGGCUGCAAUAUCAAAGGUGGACUAACGGAGGAUGUACUUACCACUCCGAGCCCACUGCAAGAGCUCGACUUAUCAGCGAACCACCUGACAGGAAGCAUCCCGGGAUGGAUUGGUAAACUAACAGAGCUCUACUCGUUGAACUUAUCACUCAACGGCCUUGUAGACACGAUCCCUGGCUCGAUCAUGGACUUAACAAGCCUCGGGGUGCUAGAUCUCCAUUCCAACAAGCUAGCAGGCUCUCUAGAAUGGGGAUAUAAAGGGAGAUCCUUGACGUUUCUUGAUCUUUCCGACAACAGCUUCACGGGUGGCAUCGAGGAAAUAGGCAAGGGGACGAUGCAAGUCGACAUACAGUACAUCAAUCUAUCACACAACAUGAUCAAAGGUAGACUGCCUGAUUCCAUAGGGAGAUUGGAGUCACUGAAGAGCCUGGACUUGAGCUACAACAGCCUCGACUCUGAGCUACCAGCGGCGCUGGGAAAUGCGAGCUCCAUGGAAAACUUGAAGCUGCAGAGAAAUCACUUCACCGGGAAAAUACCAGAUGAAUUUCUCAAGUUCAAGAACCUCAGGGACUUGGACCUUUCGAGCAAUUCUCUCGAGGGAAGAAUUCCGUACGGGGAGCCUCUGAUCGACUUCCCGAGAGGCUCGUACUUGGGAAACAAAGAUCUGUGUGGCGCGCCACUCGAACCCUGUCGGCCUUGAGACCUAACAUUUUUUGUUCUUCAACAUUUAGCAUCUUUUCCUUAGCAUCUUACUUCAAACUCAUUACUCAUCACAUUCCAUGUAAAAAAAACUGUAUUCAUCCACCAUAAUCUUGAUGUUUA
Salvia splendens (bonfire salvia) is the source of this 2153-nucleotide messenger RNA. RefSeq names its product LRR receptor-like serine/threonine-protein kinase FLS2. NCBI's taxonomy places the organism in Eukaryota, Viridiplantae, Streptophyta, Magnoliopsida, Lamiales, Lamiaceae. The transcript has a single exon. Gene Ontology annotation, molecular function: protein binding. Bases 124 to 2031 code for a protein of 635 amino acids. The record is from RefSeq and is a predicted model, not a curated record.